GUACAUCUACGUGUGUCACGCUCCCAUGGCACGUACAUGGUGCACCAUGCCACGCGUCAAACGAUCAACAAUCUACAUCGCCCUCGCCGCUUUCUUGCAUCAGCUGACACGGUUUUUCGAUCGCACCUACUUCCCGGUCACCAUCGAAUGGAACGGCCAGCAAACGGAAGUGUGCCACGUGGAAACCUCCGAUUGGGUAUACAAUUAUGUCGGCGAAGACCUCUACUUUUCCAUAUAUUUUCUAUUCCGCGUAGUAUUCGUGCACGUGGUACCGUGCAUUCUACUCGUCACGCUGAAUGUGCUGCUCUGGCAAGCCAUGGAGGAAGCGAAGGAACGACGCAAAGCGCUCUUUCGCGAUAAUAAGAAAGUAGAGAGCCGCAAGGUGCGCGACAGCAACUGCACCACAUACAUGCUAAUUACGGUCGUUUCGGUCUUUCUAGCUGUUGAAAUACCCAUAGCUGUGGUGACGGUGCUGCACAUCUUCUCCUCGCUAAUGGGCGAAUUUCUGAAUUAUCGCAUGGCCAAUAUUUCCAUAAUGUUUACGAACUUCUUCCUCGUUGUCAGCUAUCCGAUCAACUUCGGCAUCUACUGCGGCAUGUCGCGGCAGUUUCGUGAAACCUUCAAAGAUAUAUUUUUCGGUCCCUUUCUCACCAAAAAGGAUGCUUCAUCGAAAUACUCCAUUGUCAAUGGACCACGCUCAUGCACCAACACUAACGAGACUGUGCUCUAGUAAAUGGUGAUGUGGGUACCGUUUCGCGGCGCUGCUGCUGGUGGCGCGAGCAAAUGGCGAAAUGGUGCAAUGGCCGCCAAGGUGGCGAAUAAAACGCGACGGCGUAGCGAAUACAAAACGAACGUUGAUAUUAUAGCCGAAGAGUCGGUUGUGGUGGUGGUGGCCGCACAAGACGCGGCAAGGAAUGAGGUUAGAGUGCUAAACGAGGAAGGUGAGCGCGCGAAAGUCUCGGUAUAACUUAUGUGUAAUUAAGGGUAAUUAGUGGCGGAAAUGCAACUAUAGGUAUUCGAAGUAUAUUUUUACACAGCAUAUUUGGGAGAAAUUGAAAUAAAUAUAAUAAAUAAGCAAAGUGUUAUUAAGCUGAUUUAAAUGCAAAAAUAUUGUGAAAACAUAAAAUUGUUUGUACAUAAGCUAAGCUCGAAAUUAGUUAAUCGAUGUCUGCUAAGCACCUAUUGUUCUAAGUUUCUCAUUGUUAUAACUGUGGCGCACUUUAGGAUAUUUAAGCUGCUAAGUCAAAUGUACAUACAAUUCCCACACGAAAUAGACCUUCAAUUAGCUCAAGGCUUAAUUUAAUGGAAAGCCUUAAACCACAGCAGCACAAUGCCAGCAACUUGUGUACAUAGCAACCUGAGCACUCUACUUAAAAAAUAUAUUUAAGCCCGCACUACGCCGUUCAAUGCAGUUGCGCUAAGUAAGCCUUUGGUAAAAUAAAUAGAAAUUACAAUUUGUGCAAAUAAGUAUGAAAAUCUGACGACUUACGCUUUAGACGACUUAGUAGCAAGUGUCUAUGUGAGCGCGGUUUUACUCUUAGCUUAUUUAGUUCGUACGAAACGCUUCUGUAAGCUUCAUCAACUACCAAAUUUAAUGUAGCAAAUUAAAUAUGAAAUUCUAAGAUUUUAUAGUUAAAAAAAAAAAAAAAAAAAAAAAAAUAUAUAUAUACACUUGAAAUUAUAGUGAAGUGUGUUUUAACUGAAAGGCGAGUAAGAGUUAGUGGCAAGUCGAAAGGAAAUGAACAAAUAAUACUCAUUUAAAUUUGUAAACCUGCUGAGCCCCUACGUUUACCGAUUUAAAUGAUUAGCGAUGAGCCUGUGCAAGCGUGUGUACUUACGUGCCCGAGCAUAGCUGAGUGUGUCUGUAUAACCGUUAAGUGAGGUUAGUUACGUUUUAAAUGUACCAAUUACACACACACACAUAUAUAUAUCUAAUCAUUAUAUAGUAAUAUGAGUUGAAAUCUUAACAUUAAGCGUGUGUAUGUAUAUGUUAUGAACAAGGCUGUAAGUAAAUGCUAAAACUACAUUUUAACGAAAAAUAUAAACAAAGCAUCUUAAAAUUUAGUAUUUCUGCUUGCUGCAACAUUAAAUUAUUGUAAAUAUGUACUUGUUUUAGCUACCUAAAAGCUAACCCAUAAACAAAGCCCACAGAGUGUAAGCAGAAUUUGUGGCUGUAGCAUGCAACUCUGGCAUUAUCUUUAAUAAGUAGUGUUUUAUAAUAAUUCCAUAACUUUGUUGCACUGGCCGGAUAUGGAAUGCGAUUUUAUUGGAAUGAAAUUAUUACGAAUACUUUUAAGCUGCGAUAAGUUUAAGUAUAGCAACCAAAUUAAAUAUUGUAAAUGUUGCGCUGAAUUGCGAAAUAAAAUUUCAAACUGGUGUGAAUUACGAUCUACUUGAA
This is a messenger RNA of Bactrocera latifrons, 2398 nucleotides long. RefSeq names its product sex peptide receptor (gene SPR). Gene Ontology annotation, biological process: G protein-coupled receptor signaling pathway. The record is from RefSeq and is a predicted model, not a curated record. NCBI's taxonomy places the organism in Eukaryota, Metazoa, Arthropoda, Insecta, Diptera, Tephritidae. Gene Ontology annotation, cellular component: membrane. Gene Ontology annotation, molecular function: G protein-coupled peptide receptor activity.